Molecule: messenger RNA, 10027 nt
Organism: Epinephelus lanceolatus (giant grouper)
Lineage: Eukaryota; Metazoa; Chordata; Actinopteri; Perciformes; Serranidae
Source: RefSeq, a predicted model, not a curated record
GGUGUGUGUGAUGAUGAUGAUGAUGAAGGAGGAGGAGGAGGAGGAAGAUGAUGUAUCACACACAGACUGAGGAUCAAACGUCGACCUGCUGUUGUCUGAUUGGUUGUGAACCUCCCGGCUGGACUGGGCACUGAGGUAAAUACGUGUGUGUGUGUGUGUGUGUGUGUGUGUGUGUGUCGGCCAUCUGCAGACCUGGAUAAUCCCUGAGAGCAGAUUAGAGAGGAAACACAGACACACACCAUCAACACCUCCGAGAAAACAUCUCACUGACCGCAGACGAGCUGCUAUGAGGAACCGCUCUGCCAUUUGGGAAAGUUUGGGGGACAUCGACGACGUCUCUGAGGCUUUUAUUGUGAAGGAAUAAGACUUUUAAAGUUUUGAUUGGCCAUUGGUGACGCAGGAGUUUUGAAGCUGGUGUGGAAACACUUUUACUUCCCUGAAACACAUUCGGACUUUUUUUUAGCUUUUAUUGUGAAAAUCAGAGGCUGCACAAACAUUUAAAUGCUUUUUGUGAUGGAUGAUACUUUUACUUUGAAAGAGCUCUGAGCGGAGGACUCUGUUUGUGGAUUGUUGAGUGGUUUUAUUUUGAAAAUUGACAUUUUUAAGGAUUUAUUUUGAAAUCGUGUGCAGUCGUGAAUUUGAUUUUUAUUAUGGUGAGUUGAAACAUCUGUUUUUAAGAACCCGGGGCUUGUACUUCGAAGGAUUAAUUAGAAAGAACAGAAAAAACAACAAGAAGAAGUUUUGACAAUGGAUUCAGAAAUUUCCGGGGCUCUUAUUGUGAAAAGAUCGUCAUCGUGUGAUCCGUCCUGAGGGCGGAGGCUGACAUCAAACAGCCAAUCAGGAUGAUUUCCUAUGUGGAGUGUCUGGGCAGGGAAGGGGCGGGGCCUGGCGUGGGGUCAAGCUGCUGGAAUGGCGAUCCCGACGAAGAGCGCGAUGAGCUUCUCCCGCGCAAGAUGGCUGCCCUGCAACCGAAAACAGAGGGCAGCCUGCGUCGGCGCCUUCUCAGUGCCAAACUCCACCAGCACCACGGCGCCAUUUUGGGGCUGAACGCGGGUGGUGCAGGCAGACCCGGGACGCCCUCAGGUGACAAAAAGCCCCUCCCGCCUCACCUUCAGUAUCCAGGCAGCAGCCCUUGGAACCACCACCAGCACCUCCCCCCACGAUCCCACGUCCACCCUUCGAAUGCUCAUGGGAAGCUUUUCCUCGCCCCAGAGACUUAUGGGAAACUCAGCCAACAAACCCCACCCCUUCAGCUACCACGCUCCACCUACCCAGUCCUCACCCAGCGGAGCCGGACAGGUUCAUGCCCCCCCACACCGGAGCCCCGCCCCGGCUACACCCUGCCCAUCCCCUCCCCUCUCGGCGCUCCACCGCACCUCAGGGAGCCAGAGGUGCCGCCACAGUACCACUACCGGCCGAGCAAGAGGCGCAGAACUGGGUUCUUCUGCUUCAGAUCCCGCCGAGGGAGGAGCUCCGGGCUGGAGACGACACAAACCACACCCCUUCUGCAUAGAGCAGGGGAUGGGGACAGUAAGUGGUCUGUUCACUACACUACCCAGAAGCCCCAGCAGGGUCUGCUCUUCGUCCCUGGAAAGAGACGGUCCGGCAGCGCUGAUGACCUGCGAGGUCAGAGGUCGACAGGAAGCAACGUCUCAGCAUGUAACGGGCUGACUCAGCAUGGUUACAGCCGAACAGUCGGCUCUCAGCUGCACCCGCCUGGCCCCACCCCCCGCCCAUCCUCCUCUGGCCUCGACCAAUCAGAGGGCAGCAAAGCGCGCAGAGGGUGGAAGGACAAAAGCAGGAGGAUGUCCUCAGCAUGCUCAGAUGAAGAGGAGAGGUUCAUCUUGAACAACACGCGACCUCUGACCCCCCUGGUCCUCAACCCCGUUCAUCGCACCUCCUGUUGGGAAGUCUUUGCCCCCACUUACGAGCUGACAGCGGACACGGAGAUAGAGCCAACCCCCCGGCUUCCGACUCCAGAGGAGAGGAUGAGGCAGCAGGCGGAGGCAGUCCCAGCUGAUAUAGUUCCGAUCAAUAUAACAGGAGCAAGUUUUGAUCGUCAGGCCAGCUUUCGAAAAGUGGUUUCUAACACCGACUCGUUAUCCCGGCAACCCCGCAACCUGAGCCGCCGCAAGACAGUAACCGGGGUACCUGAUGAUGUCAGCAGGAAACGUGACUCUCCUUCGGUUUCUUCCAUUCUUCCCGGUCAGUUCUCCACCGCUGGUCGAACUGCCUCAUCCUCCUGCAACUCCACCCACCAACAGGAGAACAAAGGGGAGGAGGUGGAGAGGGGAGAGGUCAGAGAGGAGGGGCAGGUCCCAGCAAGGAGGAUCCGAGCCCCAAGAGGAAGGGGGAUGUCCAGCCUCAUGGCCUCUCUUACCUCCUCCCCACCCGUCGACUACUCUUCAUCCUCCUCAGACGUCCACAGCCUCCCCCGCAUGGCAACCAACUCCUCCCUGAACUCUGAGGCCAGCUGUAGCAGUGCCUCCUACAGGACACUCAGUGCCUCCUCCUCUUGUUGCCAGUCGCAGGAUCUACAGGGUUUCCCCAGCGCCCUCCAGCCCCUGCUGCCCUUUGACCCCACUGCCAGAGUCAUCCCCCAGUCUCCCUCCUCCUCCUCCUCCUCUUCUUUACCUUCCUCCCCGGUCACCUCCUCCCUCCCCAGUACCCCCAGCCAUGCCCUGCAACCAGAGUGGUCUUACCCUAGCGAUAAGUCUCUGAAUGAGGCUGCCCAACAUCGCAGUUCCCUGUCCUCCUCCCACUACCUCUCUUCCUCUUCCAUUGCGGAGUCUGAGUCAGAGUUUGGCUGCCAGGCUCUGGAUGACCAGACUCCCACCCAGCAAGAGACGUGGAACUACCAGCCCCUGUCUCCCAGCUCCAGCAUCCACAGCAGCCAGACCGGGAGUGACUGGACAGGCAUUACCCAGGAAAUGAGAUGUGUUUCUGGGGAAGGUUGGAGCUGCGAUCCCCUGCUUUCCUCUGGUCGCUCCACCCCCUCUCAUGCUGACUGCAACUCUUUGUGUUCAGAGAAAAGGCCCACCUCUCCCUUGCUAAAUCGGGAGAAAAGAAAGCACAGCACUUCCUCUUCAUACUCGUGCAGCAGCACACGCAGCUUCUCCCUCCGCAAGUCCAAGCGCCCGCCUCCUCCGCCAUUGCGCUCUGACUCUCUGAGGCGCCGCCCGGGUCGUAGCAAACCCUCCCGCUCCUCCUCUAGUCCCCAUCCGGUGCGGAGCCCCCACCUGGAGCACACCACCCAUCAGACCCCUGCAUCAUCCCCACAGACCUUUGAUGACCCCUGGGUACCCCGAAGCAACACCAAAAGACGCCAGAGUGGGUUUAACUGUGGGACAGUAACAACCUUUGAACCUCUAAUCCCUGACUGCCAGGCGGCUACCUCCACUGAUGAUCCUACUACUGAACAGCUACUGCCGAGCCCUGGGCACCCACAUGCCCACGUCUUCACUCCUGAGUCUCCAGGCUCAGAGGAGGAGGGGCUAAGACUUACUCUCAACCCCCAACCAGCUGCUGUGGCCGGGCUUCAGCGCCUUGCUUCACCAUCCAGUGGCUACUCCAGCCAGUCCAACACCCCUAUACCUGGCACUCCUGUGUCCUCCCCCCUCUCCCCCUCCUCGCCUCUCGCAGCAAGCCCUGGAGCCUUCUCCCUCCCCCCGACCUCCCCCUUCUCCUCUUUACACUCAUCUUCCUUCCCCCUUUGCCCUGCCGUCUCCUCCGUGCCCAGGGUGAUGUCUCGGGCCGAAGGGAAGCCGAAGCCACCGGUGCCAGAGAGGAAGUCGUCACUCUUCUCAUCCCUGUCCUCCUCAUUUUCCUCCACCUCCUCCCUCUCCUCUUGCACCUCCUCAGACUCCUCUGCCAAGCAUCCUCUUCUCCCCGCCCCACCUCCUCCUCCUCCUCUACCAGAGUCUUCCUCUCCUUCGCCUCCUGUCUUCUACUCCCCCUUUCCCGAGUCCCUUCCUCCACCUCCUCCUCUUCCUCAGCCCUGCCAGCCUGCUCCUUCCUUCACCAAACUCUCUGCUGCUCCUCCUCCUCCACCAUCAUCCCUUCCUCCUCCACCUCCCCCACCUCCUCCCCCUCCUCCUCUUCCACCCUCAUCCCUCCCUAGUCCUCCUCCUCUACCUCCUUCCUCACGGCCUCCUCCUCCCCCCUACUCGUACACUGUCAGACAGGCCUCCCACGGUCUUGUGUCCACCACGUCAUCAUCAACCAACUUCCCUCCUCCACCAACCUCUCCCCCUCUGCCCGCAUCUUCUCCUCUCCCUCCCUUGUCAGAACUCUCAGAAUUGCCAAUUGCUGAUCUUCCUCCACCACCACCACCUCCUCCUCCUCUCCCCGCAUCCCCUGCCACCCCGCUUUCCUCACCAGGGCUUGGGAAGUCCCCAAACCUCUAUGUUAAAGUGGCCACGACCCCCUGCCCUCUGGUCACUGCCAAAGCUUUGCAGGGUGUCAAACUCCGCUCCAUCAAGAACGAAAAAGGUCUCACUAGCAUCAUGCUAACUGAUGCUGCAUCUGCUGAUGCUACACCACAUAACCAAGCUGACACAUUGUCAGCUGAUGCUAAUCAUGCUAAUACUCUCCCUGAUCUACCAAACAAAGAAGUUCCUCUAGGCAGUGCUGCGCUGGCUAAUGCUAAUCUUGAUAGCCAGGCUAGCACUGAAGAUACACUAGUUGGAGCUGGAUCACAAAAUGCUGCCUGUCAUCUCUGGAGCAAUGAACCCAACAUAACUUUAACAGGUAAUGCUAACAUCAAUUGCCCUGCCAAUGGUUUUGCAAAGCGACCUGGAUGCAAAUCUGAUCACGAUAACCACAACCUUACAAAACGUGAUGUGGGGACAUCCAAAGAAGAGUCAUCUUAUACUAAUCUACUGAGCCGAGGAGGCAUUGCCGCUAGCCCAGCUAACCAAAGAUGCUCUGGGCCGAAGGUAACCAACGGGGAAACUCCUCAAGACAUCCAGUACAAUGAACAGGAGAAGGAAGACUCAGUCCCCAGCUCAGAUAGUCCCUGGGUCAAAAUGUCUUGUGGUGCUGACAUAAACCACAAAAACACAAUUAUUCAACAUCCGUUUUUGCACCAACCGGUCACGGAUAUAACAGUGCCAGACACUAAGCUAACUGUAGAGAAACAGGGAAACACAGACUCUUCGUACUGGACGCUCUCUGGAUCAAAACAAGAGUCUCACAGAGAAGGCAGAACAACACUGUCAGAGAGCAGAGGUGAGAUAGAGACACAUGAUAAGAAUAAUUCAGAAAUAUGGAACGGUGCAGCUGAUGAGGUUUCAGCAGCAUAUAGGGAUCUUAAACAGAGUAAUAGGAUCUGUCAGCCAGGAAGCCCAAGGAAACUCCGCUCCCCAGAGAAGCCGACCCUGCCAAAGAAGCCCAAUCUUUGCAUUUUGGGUCUCAUGCCAUCCCCUGAGGCCACACAAGGACCAGGUGGGUGGAAGAGCGGUGGACAAAUCACAGCACCUUCUCCUGGGCUCAACAGCCAAUCACAGCUUCCCGCUGAUUCCUUAUGCACACCAUUGCACAGACACCUGACCCCGAGUUCACCUUCACAAAAGCACCUGACUUGUACCGCUGUUGACAAAAUGAUUACUCCUGACAAAUCAAUAAUGCAAACUUUACCAUCAACUGAUGACACUGCCUCACCUGUAAACACAACACCUGCCAACGUCACCGCACACUCACCUGCCAGCUCCCCUCAGAGGCAGAAGCCACCAAUUUUGCACAAGAAGCCGGAUGUCUCAUCGACUUCACCCAAAACAAACAAACCACUCACUGCAGCUAAAGAUAAAGGGGAGGCAUCACGAGGCACCACCGGGACCAGAAGCACCUUAGGGACCGUCUGCGCCACGGGGAUCAUGGCUACCACAAGGGCUAGGAACACUUUAAAUGGGACCAUGGAGAACUGUGGUACCUCAGGAACUUGGGGAACUUCUGAGACCUGUAGCAUCUACAGGAACUCAUGGGUGUAUGGAGCUACCUCCACCCAGAAUGGUAGCACCCAAACUGGGGCAACAGACCCCUGGAUCAUCAAGACAAGACUUCAUAAGGACAAUGAGAGAAUGUUUCAUACGAGCAUUAUGAGAUCAUCGCUGGCUGAAGAUGAAGAGGAAGAGGAGCAGGAGAGGGUGGAAGAGAGGGAGAUGAAGACAACAGGGAUGAUGAUGACGUCUUCCACCGCAAGGAAAAAGGACAAAGCAAGAAAGAGGAGGAAGAGGAGGGCAGGCAGGAAGCUGCUAAUGAUGUCAUCAGCAAUGGAACCCUCCCCCUCUUCAUCGUCAUCAUCAUCAUCCUUGUCAUCUUCAUCCUCAUCUGGAGAUGAACGAGAUGUGGUGAAAGAGAGAACGAUGCCAACAAGUCAGAGGAGGAGGACAAAGACAGUAUGCAAUCAAGACACCAGUGACUCCGAGAGCUCCUGCACUCUGAUUGGUCAAAGCAGGUGCUCCCUCAGCAGUGCGCUGUCCACCGACAGCUUGCAGGGGGAGCUGUUGCUUCCAGACCUCCUGAUACAGGAGGAUGAAGAGGAAAAGAGGAGCAAGGAGGGAGCAGACAGUAGGAGGGAGGUGGUGAAGGAGGCCCGAGGACCUCCAGAUGCCGAUGUGUUCGUCAGUGUUUCGGCAGAUCAGAUGUUUGUCUCCGGUCGACCACGGACGACAGAGGAUCUGUUUGCUGUCAUCCACAGGUCUAAGAGGAAGAUGCUUGGAAGAAGGGAUGCAGAAGAUGGUAGGCUCCGUAUCUCGUCUUCUUCCUCCUCUUCUGCUUCUCCUUCGGACACACCCUCUGUCCCUCUGGCCCGUCUUACCCGACCUGCAGCACUCAGAGAUCAAAGGUCAGCGAGAAGUGAAAGCUUUAAGGCCCUGCUGCUGAGGAAGGGUAGUCGGUCUGAUUCAUCGUCUCGAAUCUCGGCUGUCGAACGGCUUGGCAUACUUGCUGCACCUGCUGCCAUUGGUGACCUUCAGAGUGUGCCGCCACUGCCACUGCCACCGCCACCGCCACCAGACCUCCCGCAAGACAAACAUAUGAGCGUGUCCCGUACCUCAGAUACAUGUGACACUAAUACCCACCUCACUCUGGACGCACCUUUGUCCACAACGUCUCUGUGCAAUCAGAGCUUCUCCAUGAUCGGAUUCGGAUGGGGGCAAAGGGAUCUGAGCUACAAUGACCUAAUCCUCUCCUCCUCCUCCUCCUCCUCCUCUCACUUUCUCUUCCUCUCCUCCUCCUCCUUGCGGCCUCGCUCCCUCACUCCCCCUUGCUCAUCCAGUCGGCGUUUUGCAGCUCGCUGCCGCCUCUACGCCGCCCCUAUGACCGCCAUCUUUGAAGGGGACAGUGAGGAGGAAGAAGAGGACGACGACGAGGUUUUCAUGAAGUCUCCAGGAACCGAAGGAGAAUCAAGCCAGAGGUUGGUCGAGACUUCCUGAUGGACAGGCAACAUUUAGAAACGCAGCUGCGAUGUGGAUCCGACAGGAAGUCCAUGGAGCAUACCUGCGUGAUGCACCUUCCCCAGAAAGUCCUUCCUGAACGUGACAAGGUCUGGGUCUUCAUCUGAUCCCAAUCAGGUUCACAAGCAUGUUGCGCUGAACUCAGCUGACCUCCACCGGACUGACUUACAGCCUGAAGCAUCUUACUGAAUGUACCGAAGCACACUCAGCGACUCUCGGACUUGUCACUAGCAGCCACACUGACAUGUCAGAAAACUACAGAAGCCUGGAAAGGACACUCUUGUGGUUACUCAAGUUGUUUCCUUAUGAUUGUGGAACCAUGAUCUCAAGAAAACAAAUAAUUUUCUUGUUAACUUUACCCCCAGCACCUCGAGUUUAUACACUUUAAUUUAAACUAUGGUUAUUAUCCUGCUUUUUUGUAUUUUGCUUGAUUUACUUUUUUGUUUUCCUACUCGCACAGACGCUGAACUCACUUUCUUAUUUUGUUUGUUACUCAGUUUGUUUUACUAUCUCGCACCAGUGAGAAAUCUAAAUUAUCCAUCCUCGGUCCAGUGAACAGAUUUCCGUCUGACCAAAGAGGACGUGGAAUUAUGUCAGAUCUGGACAUAAGAAGCAUUUUCUUGAGAUCACAGAGUGAAUGUUACAAUAAUUAUAAUAUUGUACAAUAAUAACAAUGUGUAGGCAUUUAUAUUGUAAAGGUUUCCAUGACGUCAUAAAGAAACUUAAGAUUCUUCAGAUCCGACAUUUAACAGAUUAUAAUGAGGUAAAUUCAGCAGUUUAAAGGUAGAGUCUCUGAUUCUAUUAAUAAUACCACUCAAAUCCCAAACUAACACACGCGCUCCUUCAAAAGCUCCACCCCACUAAUUCAUGGACACACAUUGCCAAGGUCAUGACAGUUAGGUUUAGGCAACAGAACUACUUAAUUAGGAAAAAAUCGCAGAUGUCACUAAAAAGAAAAAGAGGCUUUGAGCAGCUUGAACGCGGCUGGAAAGGCCGCGGUGUGUCGUUACAAAAUAUCCGGCUUAAGGUUUGUUGCUACAAAACACUUGUCUUUAGGUGAUUCAAAUGUGGCUUGAAAUGCAGCGAUGUGUUGCUACAAAACACCCAACUUUUAGGUGUGUUGCCACAAAACUCAACUUUUCAACAGCUACAAAACAAGCGAUUGUUUUGUGGCUACACAACGCUACCGAUCAAGCCACGUUAGCUUGAGUGGUUGCAGUGUGUAGCUACAAAACAAUAGGUUUGAGUAACUUAAACACAGCUCAAUGGUGGUAUGUCGCUACAAAACACCCAGCUUUGAGCUGUGAUGCUACAAAACACCCGGGUUUGAGGUGGGUCGCUAUAAAACACUGGGCUCCAAGACAAAUUUCUCUAAGGAGACCAAUAAAUGAACUGAACUGAACUGAACUGAAAUUACUUAAAUGCAAUGGUAAACGGCUGUGCUGUCUAACUACAAAAGAAUCGACCUGAGGAGCUCAAAUGCAGCUGAAAAUGCGGUGGUAUGUUAUUACAAAACACCUGGCUUUGACGUGUGUUGCUAUAAAACACCCAGCUUUUAGGUUUGUUGCUACAAAACACUCAACUUUGAGUGGCUUAAACGUGGCUUGAAUGGCUGCAGUGUGUAGCUACAAAACAAUUGUCUUGAGUAGCUCAAAUGCAGCUGAAAAGGCAGUGGUAUGUCGCUACAAAACACCUGGCUUUGAGCUGUGUUGCUAUAAAACACCUGACUUUGAGGUGGGUCACUACAAAUCACCCGGGUUUGUAGUAUGUUGCUAUAAAACACUCAGCUUUGAGGUAUGUUGCUAUAAAACACCCGGUUUUGAGUGGCAUGAAUGUAAUUUGACAGUGUGUUGGACCAGAAUCAUAAACUCCACCUUUAAUUUAGCGCAAAGUUCUAAUCAUCCGAUCCUGAUUUGGGACGUUUCGAUCAGUCUGUCGUGACAUCACAUCCGGACACAAACACAUCCUGGCUGCAUAAUUUCCAAACAAACUCAAACAAACUGGAUGUUUUUGUUUAUUCUGAUUAUUUCAAACAUUUUUGACGUCAUGCUAAGCUUCUCCUCGUCUGUUUGACUUUACAUUUUUAUAUAUUGUUACCAGCUGUAAGCUGAGACACUCAUGACUGAGGGAUGUAGUUUGUCCUGAACUGUAAAUAACUCGUCUGUUUCUCUCAUGUUGCUUCUUCUACUUCUUUUACUGCUGCUGGAUCUUCACUUAUCAUAGCAUCUUCUUCGGUAAUGAGUCAGUUUCAAGCCUCAAAUCAGAUUAAUUUUAUAAACAGGAGUAGCAGAUAGUGAGAAGACGUAGUGGUCAGAAAGAUGAUGUAACUUUUUAAGGUGGAGGCUUUGAAUUUAGGAACAUGAUUAUUGUGUAUGUGAAUGUCAGAGGUUCAGAUUUACUCUAUUAACAGUGACAUUAAUAAAGUUUAACGAGAACGAUGGAAAGAGAACAUGAGAGAAGAACAGUGACUGAAAACUGUUUGUUGGAGGUUUAAAGGUGGAGAUCAUGAAACAGGAAACGUAAAUGUAAAUAAAGAAAAGUGGAAGCAAUAAAGGACGAACGAAAUUCUGAAA